UCUCAGAUUUAGCGGUGUUCAGGUCCGGGAGCAAUAUGGCGACGUGCAUGAGAGCCUAACUUUGGAAACCGAGUGUUUGGUGUCGCUGUUUUGCUGGGCUUUGACAGGCUGAAGUUUCCUGCCAUCUGAAUUAAGGAAGCGUGCACGGAUAAGCCGCCAGCCUCAGUGAUCCGCUGUGCACCCUCGUCUCCCAUCAGGAGCAGAAUCGUGAGCACUGACCAGCAUGAGCAACAUCUACAUCCAGGAGCCUCCCACUAACGGGAAGGUUUUAUUGAAAACAUCGGCUGGAGAUAUUGAUAUAGAGUUGUGGUCAAAAGAAGCCCCUAAAGCUUGCAGAAACUUCAUUCAGCUUUGUAUGGAAGCAUAUUAUGACAACACCAUUUUCCACAGAGUUGUACCUGGUUUUAUAGUCCAAGGAGGAGAUCCUACUGGCACAGGAACUGGUGGAGAAUCAAUUUAUGGUGCCCCAUUCAAGGAUGAAUUCCACUCACGGUUGCGUUUUAAUCGGAGAGGACUGGUUGCCAUGGCAAAUGCUGGUCCUCAUGAUAAUGGCAGUCAAUUUUUUUUUACACUUGGUCGAGCAGAUGAACUUAACAAUAAACACACCAUCUUUGGAAAGGUUACAGGGGAUACAAUAUAUAACAUGUUGCGACUGACAGAAGUAGAUAUUGAUAAUGAAGAAAGACCACGAAAUCCACACAAAAUAAAAAGUUGUGAGGUUUUGUUUAAUCCUUUCGAUGACAUCAUUCCAAGAGAAAUAAAAAAGCCAAAAAAAGAGAAACCAGAAGAUGAAGUAAAGAAAUUGAAACCCAAAGGCACAAAAAAUUUUAGCUUGCUUUCCUUUGGAGAGGAAGCUGAAGAAGAAGAAGAGGAAGUAAAUCGAGUUAGCCAAAGUAUGAAAGGAAAAAGCAAAAGUAGUCAUGACUUGCUCAAGGAUGAUCCACAUCUGAGUUCUGUUCCAGUUGUUGAAAGUGAAAAAGGUGAAGCAGCAGAUAAUUCAGAUGAUGAUGGAGAAUCUGAAAGUGCUGAAUUUGAUGAGAGUGGUGAAGGUGAUGAGAAAAACCCAAUGAGAGAAAGAAUUGCAAAGAAGUUAAAAAAGGAUGCAAGUACAAAUGUUAAAACAUCUAGAGAGGGAGACGUGGAGAAGAAAUCAGUUAGCCGCAGUGAAGAGCUCAGGAAAGAAGCAAGGCAAUUAAAGCGGGAACUCUUAGCAGCCAAGCAAAAAAAGAUAGAAAAUGCAGCAAAUCAAGCAGAAAAUAAAAGCGAAGAGGAAGAGUCUGCUCCUGAUGGUGCUGUUGCAGAAUACAGAAGAGAGAAACAAAAGUAUGAAGCUCUGAGGAAGCAGCAGUCAAGGAAGGGGACUUCUCGGGAAGAUCAGACCCUUGCACUGCUGAACCAAUUUAAAUCUAAGCUCACUCAAGCAAUUGCUGAAACUCCUAAAAAUGACAUUUCUGAAACAGAAGUAGAAGAUGAUGAAGGAUGGAUGUCACAUGUGCUUCAGUUUGAGGAUAAAAGCAGAAAAGUGAAAGAUGCAAGCAUGCAAGACUCAGACACAUUUGAAAUCUAUGAUCCUCGAAAUCCAGUGAAUAAAAGAAGAAGGGAAGAGAGCAAAAAGCUGCUGAGAGAGAAAAAAGAAAGAAGAUAAAAUGAGAAUAAUGAUAACCACAACUAGCCAGAAAUGGCUUUUUAACAGCCAUUGUUCACAACAUCACUUAAGGGUGUGAAAAGAAGUAUUUUAAACCUGUUCUCUGGUUUUGGAAAAACUAUUACCUUAUUAUAUAAAGUGGAAUGGCAGAAGCAAAUGCUUUUGGUUACUACGACAUGCUUUUUUUUUUCUUCCUUACUGACCUUUUAUAUCUGACUCUGAAAUAAAAUCACUUUCAGUUUUCAUGUGAACCAUC
Molecule: messenger RNA, 1901 nt
Organism: Erinaceus europaeus (western European hedgehog)
Lineage: Eukaryota; Metazoa; Chordata; Mammalia; Eulipotyphla; Erinaceidae
Gene: CWC27
Product: CWC27 spliceosome associated cyclophilin
Exons: 14
Coding region: 224-1645 (473 amino acids)
Biological process (GO): protein peptidyl-prolyl isomerization; protein folding
Cellular component (GO): catalytic step 2 spliceosome
Molecular function (GO): peptidyl-prolyl cis-trans isomerase activity
Source: RefSeq, a predicted model, not a curated record